Molecule: messenger RNA, 3574 nt
Organism: Westerdykella ornata
Lineage: Eukaryota; Fungi; Ascomycota; Dothideomycetes; Pleosporales; Sporormiaceae
Product: WD repeat protein-like protein
Exons: 5
Coding region: 308-3574 (1088 amino acids)
Biological process (GO): mitotic spindle organization; regulation of mitotic cell cycle
Cellular component (GO): mitotic spindle
Molecular function (GO): protein binding
Source: RefSeq, a predicted model, not a curated record
GAACUCUGUUGAAAGCAAUCAUGGACGCCCAUAAACCUGCCGCGCCCUCGACGGCUGAGCCUUUCACUCUUCUGGUCUGUCACCUCUUUGCUGCUCCCAGUCUCCAGUUUCUUCACAAUUGGCCUGCUCUCGCGCCUCAAUUGCGCAUAGAACCCGUCUGGAGCCCGCACCGCACCUUCCCGUCCCCCGACAUUCCUCCAUCUCCGCACCAACCGCGAGCUCCCGAGCAGGCGCGUCCGCCAUGACGACGAGUUGAUAUGUUUGCCUCCGCUCACCAGCUUUCUCUCCAUCUCCACUGGUGCUCACCAUGUCUCUCACCCCCUCCAAUCCGCGGAUAAUGAGUCCGGCCUGGGGAGGGAGCAUCAAGCUAACUCCGUCAACUUCACCCUACCACAAGACCACACCGCUACGAUCCCCGGUCAAACUCAACCGGUCAGAAGCUACUCUCUCACUAAAACAGGUUAUCGGCAGCACCACCACCUCUGCCAAUGCAUUCGACAGCUUACCUCCAGGGCGUUGCUUUGCCUUUACCGCUGGCGCCGCUGCCGUCGUAGCCAAUGUUGACAAUGGACGCAUUGUAUCCCAGCGAUUCUACCGCGCUCGACCUACGGCGAACCCGAUAAACCCCUCCACAUCUGUAUACGGCGGACCUUCCACACCUACGCAAAACGAGGGUCGAAGUCGAAUGACCACCACUUUACGUGAAGCUGGUCUUGGUGCUUCCCCCCUUCCGUCGCCUGCCACUGACUGGAACGAAUCUCCCGGAAGCAAAACCUGGUCAGCCAGAGAGCGGGUCAAAGCAGCUACAUGCGUUUCCUUCAGCCCGGAUGGGCGUUUCCUUGCCGUCGGAGAGACUGGCCACAAGCCACGCGUCCUCAUAUUCUCGACUGUUUCUGAUGCACCUUCCGAUACCCCUUUAUCUUCUCUUUCUGAUCACACUUACGGCGUACGAUGCGUUGCAUUUAGUCCCGACUCGCAAUAUCUGGCGAGCCUGGGUUCAGCGAACGAUGGCUUUCUUUAUGUAUGGAGUAUAAAUUCGCGAACAGGUGCUGCAACUCUCCACUCAAGUAACAAGUGCACCAGCACUGUGAACCGAAUGGUGUGGAUGGGCAAUAACCUAGUUACCGUCGGUACCAGACAUGUCAAAGUCUGGCGAGUGGAAGAGAAUCCUGCAUCGACUCGCAGUGUCAAAGUCCGGCAAAGCGACGUCUCAUUUCUACCCAAUAGCACCCACAAGACUCUACCGGGCAGGAACUGUCUGCUCGAAUCGUUGCUUGAAGCCACUUUCACAAGCGUUGUUGCUGUGUCUGCGUCAAAAGCUAUUGUGGCAUCCGAUAGAGGCGAUAUCUGCCUGAUCGAUGAUACCGAUGGGACUCAGCGAUUCUCCAAAGUGGCCGAAGCAGGGUUUGCGGUCACGGCUAUGGCGAUAGAUGAUAGGGGCCGACUACAUGCCGCCGGCAGCAACGGGGCCCUCAAGUCAUUGGACGUCAAGGACAUCACAGAGGCAAGCACGCCUCCCUCGUCGCCCGCCUUUCGAGUGCGCUCGCCAACGAUCACGCUUUCGACGAGCGCGACCAACAUUCAGGCAAUAGCUGCAUUAACUGAGCACCUUGUCACCAUCGAUGCGCAGCGCACCAUCCGGUUAUCGCAUCUUUGCUCCACAGACGACGAAGGAGUCAUCGGCGAAGUGGUUCAGAAACUCCCCGCCCAUGGCGAUUCUGUGCUUGGGGUGGCGGCACUCGUGAAACCCAAUGUCCCGGAUGCGUCGUACUAUACCUGGUCCGCGGAAGGUUUGAUUUUGUUUUGGGGACAAGACGGCCUCUGCAAGGGCUCAUUGGAGGUGGAACUUGAGCAGCUGGAUCCUUCUGAAGCGGAGCGGAACGAACUCAGAAUUGUCAAAGCCUCUGCGGACGGAAGUUACCUUGUCACAGGCGACCGGUAUGGUGUUCUUAGGAUUAUUGACUUCUCGUCCCGCAAAAGCAAGAUUAGCGUCAAAGCUCAUGCAAGUGAGAUCACUGAUGUAGCAAUCUUCGAGGCGGAACAACCACCAUACGUUGCCUGCUGCGCCCGAGACAGGACAGUUCAGAUAUUCAGGAGGUCGAAUGAUGAGUGGGACCUCCUGCAGACGCUGGACGAGCACGUAGGUGCUGUAAGCGGGGUCACCUUUUCCCGGGAUGGGACGCGAUUGGUAUCGUGCUCCUCGGAUCGGACAUUGGUCGUUCGUGGACGUGUAUCUCGUGACGCAGAUGGCAAUUCUGAGAGCGCGUUUCUCAUCCUGCGAACAGUGGUGCUGAAAGCCACUCCGGUCUCCAUAGCCUGGCAUGCUGACCUCGACGAUGUCCUUCUCGUCUCCACCAUCGACCGGCAGGUUCAUCGAUACGAUCUCAGAGAUGGCCAGCCUUUGGGCAGUUUCCGCGCCUCGGAUGGCGAAGGGGGUGAUGCUGUAGUCUUAUCAUCACUUGCGCAUAUUCGACGUCCCCUCGCUGCUCCGUUGAUCGCUGGAGUAUCCAGCACUGACAAGUCGAUACGCAUAUACGACGAAGCUGGAACUCUUGUAACUCGCGACUGGGGUCACACGGAAGGAGUGACGGACUUGGCCCUUCUGACCAGCUCAGAUGGUCUCGUAGCGGACGAUGACAAUGGCCAGAGGUCUGUUGUUACAGUUGCCGUGGACGGUACCAUUUUUGUCUGGAACUUGGAGCUUCGAUCCCCUCACCGGCCAGAUGCGUCCAAGUCGAUUGAUCUCGGGUCGCCGUCUACGCCAACGAAUCCAGAACUGUUGGCAAGCAGACCACCUCUCCGGCGCGUCCUCUCGCAAUCUGAACUCGCGCGCUUCCAGCGCUCUCCCGAUGAGGACCAGAGUCCUACUAUUCCUACUCCAACCGGCAGCCGUUCCCCCAAACUCCGCAAGAGGGUGUCCAAGUUCUCCCUAAAACAGACACCAAAACUAGACCCCUCGCCGAUGCCCAGCAAAGAUAAGCCAGCAUCUGCAGCGUCAACGACGACCAUCCAACCCGCCACUCGCCGCACCUACAGAAACCCCUCUCCUUCCCCACCUAGUCCCCGCCACCAUCCCGACAUGAGCAAACGCCGCGCCUCGAUCGACGUGCGCGUCCGCCCCAAACCUUCAACCAACGAAUUCGGCAGCAUCAACUCGGCCACUGAAUCCCUGAUCCGUACUCUUCGCGGCUAUCGCAAGCGUCUCGCCAACUGCACGGACAAUCUGAGUAGCGAGCUUGCGAGGGAAGUGGAGAGGGAAUUGGCGCAUACGGCGCGGUUGGUCGGGGAGCGGGCGAAGAGCGGGGUGGAUGAGGAGGUGAUGGUCAAGUUGCUGGAUCGGUAUUCGGAACGUGCGAGUGUGGCGAGGAAGGUGAGGGAGAAUAGUGAGGGUGCGAGCGAGCCGUUGAUCUCCCCGGUCUUGAAGAGAGAAGAGGAGGGGAAUACGAGUGGCGAUGGAGGGGCUGCUGAAGGGAAGGUCGAGGGCACGGAUGAUGAUGAGGUGGAGGGGACAGAUGUGGAUAGGGAUGAGCGCGAGGGGACGCCGUCGCCGACGAGGCAACUGAGGGCUUAUUAA